CGGGAUCUCAGUUACCGUUUUCAGAAGCGAUCAUAGAAGUAGCUCUGCAGCAGCAAGAGCAAACGAACGAAGCGGAGAAAACCCGACACAUUCAAACUCAAAUAAAGCUCCAGCUUUCUGACCUGGAAAAGCAAAAUGAAGCAGUUAUGCUUAAGUUCUGGGCCACAGAGAAACAUAUUGGCAAACUGGGGGAUGAGAUUGAACACAGACUUAAGCAUUCAGAGCGCCUGGAAGCCCAGACACAAGCCCUUUAUAUGGAAAAUGUAAAUCUUCAACUUCGGAUCGAACAAGAGGAAGAACAUUUCCAAUUGCUGUUGGCAGGAUACAACACAUACAGAAAUAAAAUGGGCGCUCACAGAGAGGUUAUUGCUCAUGUGGAAGGCAAAACUGCCACAAGGAGGGAACUCCUGGAAAAACGAGAAAUUGUAAAAAAGCUCAAAGAAAAAAAGGAGGAGCUGAGGAUUGAUCUGGAGAAUCCAGAAGGAAAUGUAGUGAGACAAGUUCAGGGAGAUAUUUACAAUUUGAAGAUAAGGAUUUCAGAUUUAAAGGAGACUGUCAAUAAAAAGAUUGCAUGUCUGGUUAAAGAACAGGAGGUUCAUAUUCAACUGAAGAAGGAAGUAGAGAUGCAAAACAGAAGAUGUGACGCCAUUUUAAAACGUCUUCACUGUCAGUUGAACAAGAUGCAGUCUAAUAAAAGGCAGUGGAACUGGGAUAUUCAACAAAUGGAGAGAAAAGUUGCUCAGCUUAGAAAAUGUCUUGGGAUAACAGAGUAAGCAGUGUUUAGAUAAGUCUUGUGACUUUCUGUAUGGUGUCCCAGUACAAUUCUUCUGCAAGUACAAGGAAAGUACUGUCCCAGAAACAGAGGGAGUGUACAUCUAAGGUAUACUGCAUUCAAGAUGAAUGCAUAUUUGGAGAAAUCACUUGGAUGUUCCUCUAGCAGCAUUAAAGGGGUUUGUUAUUUUGCAUGUCAUUGUAUCAUCUGCUGGGAGGUCAUUUGUUACAUUAACUUAAUAUCUUGAAAUUUGUUUUUUUUGUAUGUGUAAUUUUGCUGGACAGUAAGUAUACAGCAGCAUAUAUUGGUAG
Messenger RNA from Polyodon spathula (Mississippi paddlefish), 1083 nucleotides. RefSeq names its product coiled-coil domain-containing protein 122-like. The transcript is spliced from 4 exons. The coding region runs from base 147 to 773 and encodes 208 amino acids. The record is from RefSeq and is a predicted model, not a curated record. Lineage: Eukaryota; Metazoa; Chordata; Actinopteri; Acipenseriformes; Polyodontidae.